UAGGAAUUUUAGUAGAAUUGCAAUGAAUGCGAGAAUAAGUAGUGCCCGGAUUAAUCAAGGUGAAUUCACCAAAACUGUCUACACAUGGAUUAAAGAUGGAAAUUACAAAGAAGUCAUCGCUUUCCUCAGCGAACAAAUCGCUGUAAAUCCCAACUCGAGGGCCGGCCUCUCACUACUGGGUUAUUGUUACUAUCAUUUGCGAGACUUUGUGAGCGCCACCAACUGUUACGAGCAAUUGAUCCAAUUCUAUCCCGAUGUGGAACAGUAUUACGUAAACUACACCCAAUCCCUAUAUCAGGCCUCUCUAUACGAAGAGGCUAUGAAAGCCUCGUUUAAAAUCGAGGAAAAGUUUGGUUUCAACGCUCAGACAAUCAAAUUACAGGCGGCCAUCAAAUACUGCGAGGAUGACAUCCCGGCCGCCAAAAGUCUUAUUGACCAGAUCGGCGACGAGGACCCGGACAAGGAGGUGAACCUGGGGUCUCUGCUGUACAAGCAGGGUCGUUAUGACGAGGCCAUCGCCAAGUUCAGCACAUGCUUACAGCUGGAAGGCUAUCGGCCCGAUAUUCUCUAUAACAUAGCUCUCUGUCACUACAAAAUGAAACAAUACACGAAUGCAUUGAAACAUAUCGGAGAUAUCAUCGAGAAGGGCAUUAGAGAGCACCCGGAGCUUAGUGUCGGGAUGACAACUGAAGGAAUUGAAGUGAGAAGUGUUGGAAAUACUCUAACCCUUCACGAGACAGCUUUAGUCGAGGCGUUCAACUUGAAAGCAGGCAUUGAAUACCAGCUUAAGAACUACGAGUCAGCUCAGGAGGCAUUGACUGAUAUGCCCCCGCGGUCUGAGGAGGAGUUGGAUGCGGUGACACUUCAUAAUCAGGCGCUCAUGUCUAUGGAAACGGAUCCGACGGAAGGGUUCGAGAAAUUGCAGUUUUUAAUACAACAAAACCCUUUCCCUCCCGAAACGUUUGCCAACCUAUUGCUGUUGUACUGUAAGUACGAGUACUACGAUUUGGCGGCCGAUGUAAUGGCAGAGAACACACACUUCACGUAUAAGUAUCUGAGCCAAUAUUUGUAUGAAUUCCUCGACGCAGUCAUCACUCAACAGACCUCUCCUGAAGACGCGUACAGAAAGUUUGACGAAAUGGUAUCGAAACACACGGACUCUUUGCGCAAACUAAGCAAACAAAUACAGGAAGCCAAACAAAACCAAAACGAGGAUUUGGCCAAAAAACUCACUCUUACUUAUAACGAUACACUUGAACUCUAUCUGCCGGUGCUUAUGGCUCAGGCUAAGAUUUAUUGGGAUAUGGAGUACUACACUCAAGUGGAGAAAGUAUUCAAAAAGUCAGUCGAAUUCUGCAAUGAUUAUGAUGUAUGGAAAUUGAAUGUAGCGCACGUCCUAUUCAUGCAGGAAAAUAAGUUCAAAGAGGCGACUGGUUUCUACGAGCCGUUAGUCAAGAAAAGUUACGACAAGAUCCUGAACGUAAGUGCCAUAGUAUUGGCCAAUCUGUGCGUGUCGUACAUCAUGACCGGUCAGAACGAGGACGCAGAGGAACUGAUGCGGAAGAUCGAGAAGGAAGAGGAGCAGUUAGCCUAUUCGGAUCCCGACAAGAAGAUCUUCCACUUAUGUAUCGUGAAUCUGGUGAUCGGGACCCUCUACUGUGCGAAAGGCAACUACGAGUUCGGGAUCUCCCGGGUGAUUAAGAGUCUGGAGCCGUACAACAAGAAGUUGGGAACUGAUACCUGGUUUUAUGCCAAACGAUGCUUUCUAUCCCUAUUGGAAAACCUGUCCAAACAAGUGAUAUGUAUUCGCGACUCUAUAAUACAGGAAUGCCUCCAAUUCUUCAGCCAAUGCGAGGAAUACGGAAAGAAUAUAAAGACUAUAAUUGAAGCGCCGUUAGAGUUAGAGACUUUGCAUCCGGGCAAAAAUACGGUCACAUACGAGGCCAGACUUCUUAAGGCUUUGUUGCUUAGGAUUAUUCGUUGAAUGAAAACUAUUUUUCUAUUUUCUUAUUUAAUCUUCAAAAGAG
Oppiella nova is the source of this 2027-nucleotide messenger RNA. NCBI's taxonomy places the organism in Eukaryota, Metazoa, Arthropoda, Arachnida, Sarcoptiformes, Oppiidae. The record is from the annotation of a GenBank genome assembly.